GCCCCCAGCGGCACCAACAUGGGGCUUAAGCUGUCCUGCCUGAAAGGCUUUAAGACCUGUGUCAGCGCCAGUGGCAGCCACGACGAGGCCCCGGUCCUGAGUGACAAGCACCUGGACGUGCCUGACAUCAUCAUCACGCCCCCCACGCCCACGGGCAUGGUGCUGCCCCGGGACUCCAGGCGGACAGAUUGGCUGGACGAGACGGGGUCUUGCCCAGACGACGCGGAGCUGGACCCUGAGGCGUAAGGAGGAGGCUGGACAGACCUGCCCGGCGGCUCCCGCGGCACCUCGCUUGGCAUCCAGGCCUCAGCUGCCUGCGCAGAUGUGCUGAACAGCUGGGUGGGGACCUAGAAGCCGGCCCUGACCAGUGGGUGGCAGGGUGAGCGCAGGGCGCCGGCACCAGAGCACUGCUGAGAGGACAGAGGAAGAUGACGACGACAACGCCGGACACCCCUGUGCCGCUGCUGCGCCGCGUGGCGAUGGGAGAGGCCCCUGCCCGCGGCCAUGGUGGUGCUGCUGGGAGCAAGGGGCACAGCGGCUUGCAGACAAACCCUGCCCCCGAGGCCAGCAACAAGGACUUCUCAGAAGAGGAGUGGCUCCAUUUUUUACGAGUUGUUUUACAGAUCCUGACACAGGCCCAGGGGUGAUUUAUAAGUCCUUUUUUGCAUUAUAAAUAAAGAGAGUCCCUGAGGAAUGGGGA
This is a messenger RNA of Chinchilla lanigera (long-tailed chinchilla), 700 nucleotides long. It is a transcript of the gene Clmb, whose product is annotated as chromosome unknown open reading frame, human C16orf74. The record is from RefSeq and is a predicted model, not a curated record. NCBI's taxonomy places the organism in Eukaryota, Metazoa, Chordata, Mammalia, Rodentia, Chinchillidae.